This is a messenger RNA of Orycteropus afer afer, 1593 nucleotides long. Its product is annotated as UDP-glucuronosyltransferase 2B17-like. The record is from RefSeq and is a predicted model, not a curated record. NCBI's taxonomy places the organism in Eukaryota, Metazoa, Chordata, Mammalia, Tubulidentata, Orycteropodidae. Gene Ontology annotation, molecular function: UDP-glycosyltransferase activity.
AUGUCUGCAAAGUGGAUUUCAGUUCUUCUGCUGAUCCAAUUGAGUUGUUACUUUGACUCUGUAACAUGUGGAAAAGUGUUGGUGUGGCCAACAGAAUAUAGUCAUUGGAUCAAUAUAAAGACAAUACUGGAUGAACUUAUUCAGAGAGGACAUGAGGUGACUGUUCUAACAUCUUCAGCUUCCAUUCUUAUUGAUCCUAACAAGUCAUCUGAUAUUAAAUUUGAAGUUUAUCCUACAUCACUUACUACACCUGACUUGGAGAUUUUAUUCAUGAAAUGGAUCAAGAAAAUGACAUAUAAUAUGCCAAAGGAUACAUUUUGGGCAUAUUUUUCACGACUACAGGAAAUCUUUUGGGAAUAUUCUGAUUGCAUUGAAAGACUCUGUAAAGAUGUAGUUUUCAACAAGGAACUUAUGAUAAAACUGGAAGAAUCAAGGUUUGAUGUUGUUCUUGCAGAUGCCAUUGGUCCUUGUGGUGAGCUGGUAGCUCAGCUACUGAAAAUACCAUUUUUGUACACUCUCCGUUUCAGUCCUGGCUAUACACUGGAGAAGCUGAGUGGAGGUCUUUUAACCCCUCCUUCUUAUGUACCUAUUGUUCUGUUAGAGUUAUAUGAUCGAAUGACAUUCGUGGAGAGGAUAAAAAAUAUGAUAUAUAUGCUUUAUUUUGACUUUUGGUUCCAAAUAUUUAAUAUGAAGAAAUGGGAUCAAUUUUACAGUGACGUACUAGGAAGAGAUACUACAUUAAUUGAGACAAUGGGGAAAGCUGAAAUAUGGCUUAUUCGAACCUAUUGGGAUUUUGAAUUUCCUCGUCCAUUUUUGCCACAUUUUGAAUUUGUUGGAGGGCUCCACUGUAAACCUGCUAAUCCCUUGCCCAAGGAAUUUGAAGAAUUUGUCCAGAGCUCUGGAAAACAUGGUGUUGUGGUAUUUACUUUGGGGUCAAUGGUCCGUAACGUCACAGAAGAAAGGGCCAAUACUAUUGCAUCAGCCCUUGCUCAGGUUCCACAAAAGGUGCUGUGGCGAUUUGAUGGCAAGAAACCAGAUAACUUAGGACCCAAUACUCGGCUCUAUAAAUGGCUCCCCCAGAAUGAUCUUCUUGGUCAUCCAAAAACCAAAGCUUUUAUAACUCAUGGAGGAACCAAUGGCAUCUAUGAAGCAAUCUAUCAUGGAAUCCCUAUGGUGGGCAUUCCCUUGUUUGCAGAUCAACCUGAUAACAUUGCUCACAUGAAGGCCAAGGGGGCAGCAGUGAGUCUGGACAUAAAGACAAUGACAAGUGCAGACUUGCUCAACGCUUUGAACUCAGUCAUCAAUGAGUCAUCCUAUAAAGAGAAUGCUAUGAAGUUAUCAGCCAUUCAUCAUGAUCAACCUGUUAAACCCUUGGAUCGAGCCGUCUUCUGGGUGGAGUUUGUCAUGCGCAACAAAGGAGCCAAGCACCUUCGUCCAGCUUCCCUCAGCCUAACUUGGGCUCAGUACCACUCUUUGGAUGUAUUAGGGUUUCUACUGGCUUGUGUGGCAAUUGUUACUUUUCUUGUCAUAAAGUGUUGUUCGUUUGGUUAUCAAAAGUUUUUUAAGACAGAAAAAAAGGAAAAGAAGGACUAG